Molecule: messenger RNA, 2892 nt
Organism: Ictalurus punctatus (channel catfish)
Lineage: Eukaryota; Metazoa; Chordata; Actinopteri; Siluriformes; Ictaluridae
Gene: wiza
Product: WIZ zinc finger a
Exons: 10
Coding region: 134-2482 (782 amino acids)
Biological process (GO): regulation of transcription by RNA polymerase II
Cellular component (GO): nucleus
Molecular function (GO): RNA polymerase II cis-regulatory region sequence-specific DNA binding; DNA-binding transcription factor activity, RNA polymerase II-specific
Source: RefSeq, a predicted model, not a curated record
CCGGUUGAUCCCAGACAAUAACGCUGUGUUGCUAACACACACGCGCGCACACACACACACACACACACACACACACUCAGCAGUUUAUUGUCACCUUCACUACGCUGGGAUUGUCUCUCUAGUGGGCGGAGUCAUGGAGAACUGCGGAGUCGUGGAGAAGGACGGAGAGAUGGCAGGAAAGAGUGCUGCUGAGGUUCCUGUUAGCGAACAGAGAACAGGUGAUGAGGCUGAGUCAGCCACGCAUGUGUGUGAGGUGUGUGGUAUGUGUUUUGAGACUAGGCGAGGGUUAUCGAGCCAUGCCCGUUCUCACCUGCGUCAGCUGGGUGUGUGUGUUUCGGAGAGCAGCGGUGCCCCCAUCAGCCUGCUGUAUGAACUGAUCACUGAGAGGGAUGGGGCUUUGCCCUUUACACCCAAACACACACACACCACGGCAAAACACACAACACACACCCAACACAGAACCAAACACACCAGUAAACAUGGAGCCAAACACGGUUCAGGAACCAAACUGAAGAUCAAAAUUGGUGAAUUGGUGAAGAGACCGUGUUUUGCUGCCCCUGUAUCACUGAGAGACUCCUCGUCCUCAUCCUCGUCCUCCUCAUCUUCAUCCUCAUCAUCUCCAGUCCAUCACCAUAAACCACCCAAGACUCUGCCCACUCUCUCAGCUUUGUCCAAACCACUGGGAGUGCCACAGGAAACAGACACUCACCUCAACCUGAUGGAGAUACCAGGUGUGUCCCAGCGUGAUUGUGUACAUGUGUGUGAGCUGUGUGGGGCAAGGUAUGAGACGAAGAAGGGCCUGGCCAGUCAUGUUCGAGCUCACCUGCGCCAUUUUGGGGUGGAGCUGGACCCUAAAGCCCUGCCCAUACAGGUCCUGCAUGAUCUGCUCCAAAAGGAGGUGGGGCUAGACGGACAGGACCCACCCACUGCUCUGUUAACCACACCUCCAUUUAAAAAGAGGAAGCUCUCAUCAGCAAGAGAAAAAACACAGAGAGACAGUGAUUCAUCAAAGAAUGCGAACUGUGAGUUUUGUGGAGAGAAUUUUAAGAAGACCCAGAGUUUGGCGAGCCAUGCCCGCUCUCACUUGCGCCAGCUCGGCGUCACUGAUUGGACGGCUCACGGCUCACCGAUGGCAACACUCAGAGAGCUGAUGGCUCGCCGUAGUGGUAGUAGUUUAACUCUACCCACACAGGCCACAUCCUUGACUCCUGCUCAAGCCAAGCCUCCAUCUGAAUCUCCACCUCUUCCUGCACCAGGCCCCUCCCCAUGCCAAAUGCCCAAGCCUCUAUCUGAAGCUCCACCUCUUCCUGCACCAGGCCCUUCUGCUGUCCGAGUGCCCAAAGCCAGAAAGGGCACAAGGAUGGCCGUGUCCAAACCGAAAGAUGAGCCAAUAGAGUUGGACAUCUCUACUGGACAUCAGUCUACAAAAACAAAAACUACACCUCCACCCUCAACUCAGUUGAAUUUGACUACUGUCCAGUCAUCUGUGGAGUACACUACACUUCCAGCCAAUCAGAGUCUAACUACAGGCCCCCAGGUGGAGGUGAGCGUGGCCGAGCCUGUGAGGUGUGAUUACUGCGGAGAUCUGUUCGAUAGCCGUAAAGCUCUGUCGUGCCAUGCCCGUGCUCACCUGCGCCAACUGGGAGUGAAGUGGGCCCCUUGCGCUUCACCUAUCGACACGCUGCACGAGCUGAUGAUCAGAGAGGGCAGAGGGCAGGGGGCAGAGGGCACACCGUCACCCGUAGACUUCUGCAGAGAGAAAACGGAGACGGACGGUGCAGGUUCAGCAUUUGAGGCUACUUGUGAGCUGUGUGGAUUUGACUUUGAGAACCGGAAGGCAUUAGCCAGUCAUGCACGCGCUCACCUCCGUCAGCUGGGGGAGCAGUGGAGCUCCAGCCAAUCACCAAUCUCUGCCCUCAGCCAGUGGAUGAGCAGAGAGCCUGAGAAGGUCGCUGCCCUUCAUCAGCUCUACAUGCAGGGGACUUUACCGCACAUUCGCAAGAGGCGUGUCUGCUCUCCAGUUCGCUCCUCUGAUGCUGGCUCCGCCCGCUCCUGUGUAAGCCGCCCGUUUCCUGGAGCUCGGCAGGGUAAAACUGGGGCGGGUCUCUCUUGCUCUUCCUCUUCCCAUAGGAAAUUGUCAUCCCAUCGCUCCGCCCCCCACUCAGGUGUUGACCAUGGUUCUGAUCGUCGGCCUCCUAAACUAUUCCCUCUCAGAAUGGUGGGGGCUCUGAAGCGUGUGGGUAAUGCCCCCUCUCUGAUGCCCCGCCCACCUGAAACCAGCCUAGUUAAACUGGUGGGAAAUAUUUAUUCACUGAAGUGCAGGUUCUGUGAGCAGGUGUUCAGUGGACCCCUCUCUGUGCAAGAAGACUGGCUCAUCCAUCUGCGACAUCACAUCCUUAAUCUCAAACCGGACCAUGCCCGUAGCCCCGCCCCCAUACUGCCCCAUUCAGAAUCUGCUCAGCUGAUUGGCCAGGCUGUGUAGGGAGGUGGGGCAGCUCCACACAGUGGUUUUAAUUUAGUAACUGUUUUAUAAUGUGUCUAUAACCUUUUUUUUUUUCAAAUAAAGAAGACAACUGUAUAGGGGUUAGAUAUAGUGAUGCGAUGGACACUACUGAGGAAGCCUAAGAAGGGCGCACCAUCUGAAUGUACACUACCCUUUUCACUCUGUGAAUUUUUACCUUGCAUGUGGAAGAUGAUUUUUAAAAAAGUGUUUUAUACAGUGUGAGAUGACUCCUCUGUUACACCAACAUGCUGUGUUGUGCGUGCGCGCGCGCUCACAUGCAUUGAUCUGUACUCGGAUGUCCAGGUUUACUUUUAUUUGAGGUGUUUAAUUCACUGAAUGUCAUUUGUACAUCUAAAUAAAAUCAAAAAUAAAAUCUAAAUUUCUACAUA